Molecule: messenger RNA, 2188 nt
Organism: Drosophila nasuta
Lineage: Eukaryota; Metazoa; Arthropoda; Insecta; Diptera; Drosophilidae
Gene: pon
Product: partner of numb
Exons: 2
Source: RefSeq, a predicted model, not a curated record
GCUGGAAACAAAAAAAGUAUCGCUGCAUUGGCAAGCAAUAAUAUUGAGACGCCGCGCAAACGCAAAAGGGAAACAACUGGCAACAAAACUGUGGCGCUGCCACCCUUAAAAGUACAGGACGCAGCUGCACCAGUUCCUGUAACUGCGUCAUGCUUCACUAACGCUGCCUUCAGCUCGACGCCAAAAACUCUUGUUGUUGGUCGCCGACGCUUGCCCAAAGACAGUGAGAACAUUAAUCCAUUUGUUGGUCAUCCCGGCCUGGAAUUCAAAUCGAUUUCGGAACUGGCCAAACAGCCGGAGCCAUCAUUGUCUAACAAUCCCUUUGAAGUGUUGCGACAGCCGUCCAAGAAGAAGAAACGUGAAGCCGUUUGCUUUGAGAAUCCGGCACUCAAUCUUGAGCUGCCCGAGCGACAGUUUAAUCCUUAUGAGGUGGUACGUUGCGUGGCCACACCGCCAUCCAAGUGCUUUGUUAAUCAAGCGCUCAAUUUGCGUGGCAGUGAUGCGCCCGCUUCGCUUAAUCCCUUCGAGAUACAUCGCCGCAGCGAGAUCUCCGCGGCCGCUAGCAAUCCAGCCGGUGUAGAGAAUCCGGCUCUCAGCGAGGAACCGCUGCCGACUAGUCUCAAAAUUGGUCUACCAUUUGCGCCCUCGAUGGGCUAUCGCAUUGACUUCAAUGGCUUGGAGUUAGCUCAUCUGACGCCCAGCAAACUGUUUGCCGAAAAGCUGGUCUUCUCGCCAGUGCAGCCGCUGGCAAAGUCAGAGCCAAAGCGCUCCCUGGGCGCCAUCAGUGAGGAGGAGAGCACCAUGGACAUUGGCAAGGAGCUGGAUCGCUAUCAGCUGGAGCUGGAGAAUAGCAUUAAUGAGGCCAAAUUGCGCAAGAAUGGUGUGCUAGAGGAGCCAAAAAUUAGCGAGGUUGAGCAGCCAGAACAUCUUUCAGUCUUGACUGAGAUCAAAGAGUUGGAGCCUUCUCCGGCGGAACAGCAGCUGCCACCGCGGCGAAGUCUGCGCUGCAGACGCAUCCAAACGCUGACCGAAAUACGUGAAACAAUCGAGGAACGCAUCGAAGUUGAGCAAGCUGUGGUGGUUGAGGAGCAGCCACAGCCACAGCUGGAUGUUGCUGUGGUGACUGAGGAUGUAGCCUAUGCCUCUGAGUCCGAACCCGAUGAGGAUGAGGAUGAGCUGGACUUUAAGGCGCCAGCGCGUUUUGUGCGCGCUUAUCGCCCGGCAGCAACGACCAAUGUGAAUGUCGGCAGCAAGGAGUCGCUGCAAUCGAUUGCAUCCAGCAAAUCCGCCAAGUCUGCAGAGAGUCAUGGUGGCCACGGCGUGCGCAACAUUAUACGUAAAUCCAUACGCAAGCUAAUGCAUCCCAUGCAGCAUCAGCAUGCCGAGGAAGCACAGCCUGCUGCACAGCCUGCUGCACAGCAGCAGCAUCAGCAUCAUGGCAGCAACAUCAUUAGCAGCAUACGCCACAGUUUGCGUCGCCGACCGCAGAAGCAGACGCAACCGCAGCCGCUUGUCGAGGAGGAAUCCCAACGGCCGGCGGACAUCUCCAUUGUGGACAGCAGCGAGCGGACAAUGAAGCUGCGCUCGAAUGUGCCACAAACCGAAUACAUGCGCAUCGAACAGUUGACCAACGAGAAGAAGCACACGCUGCGCAACAGUUUGCGUCGCUCCACUCGCGAUGUGUUGCGUCAUGUGUUCCACAAGAGUCAGCAGGAUGCCUAUGCGACAGCCAAGUAGAGUGACCUUAGCUGGAGCAUCUUCUCUUCAUUCACAUCACCAAGUUCUUUAAGCACCCAAAGAUUGUCUACAAAGCACCCAAACGCAAUUUAUGCGCUACAUUUUUUUUUUAAACAUUACUUAGUUGUAAGUUUUACGAUCAUUUUUGAUGAUACAAUAUGGAGCUCGGUUAGCUGGUUGGUUUAGAUAAAGACUGAUAUUUUUAUACAGAUUAAUUUGCGAUUUCAUAGAGACGUUCUCUAACUGCAACAGUUGACUUAAUAUCAAAGAGACUUAACUUUUGAACUUAUCCAAAAUUAUCCAAACCCAAUUAACUUCACUUUAUAAAUGAAUUCAAUAUUAUAUUCCACUUGUUGCCAGUUAACUGAACUUUUAUUUAAAUGCACGUUUUAAAUAUAUAUUAAUAUUUUCAUCUUUUUUACCUACUCGUUAGUAAUAUAUUAUAAAUGUA